AUGCGUCUGGCCCACAGAAGCCAGACUCUUGAGAAACUGUUGGAGGUUUCUCUGCUCCUCUACACACUAACAGAUCUGGCCAACACAGUGUCCUGCCAGAAUCCGGUGUUCCCCCCGGUGGCUCUGUGGGUGACGGUGGGUCUGGCCGUGUGUUUGCUGGGUUUGCUCAUCGCUCUGGCUGUCGUGUGCCGAAGGAAGAUCCAGGAGAGCUGCGAGGAGAUGAGAGCUGAAGAAGAAGCCAAAGAACUUGAGGAAGCCAAAGAAUUAGAAGAAGCCAAAGAAUUAGAAGAAGCCAAGUCAGCUGCAACACCUCUGAAGAGCUAAAGCUGGAGACCACAGCGUGUUCUGUGGCGAUCUUUCCAUUUGAAUAAAGCGCCAUUAUCUUUAUUCCGUGAAGGACGUUCCGAAGCUCCCGAAGUCUUGACAUUGUGCUUCGGAUAAUAUCCACCGGGUCAACGGGUGCCGUGACGGACUCAUCUGAUACCCCUUU
Molecule: messenger RNA, 490 nt
Organism: Pimephales promelas (fathead minnow)
Lineage: Eukaryota; Metazoa; Chordata; Actinopteri; Cypriniformes; Leuciscidae
Source: RefSeq, a predicted model, not a curated record